Messenger RNA from Colletes gigas, 2451 nucleotides. RefSeq names its product DDB1- and CUL4-associated factor 10. Gene Ontology annotation, molecular function: protein binding. Bases 484 to 2451 code for a protein of 655 amino acids. The record is from RefSeq and is a predicted model, not a curated record. Gene Ontology annotation, cellular component: Cul4-RING E3 ubiquitin ligase complex. NCBI's taxonomy places the organism in Eukaryota, Metazoa, Arthropoda, Insecta, Hymenoptera, Colletidae. The transcript has 5 exons.
UUGUGUCAGGUGUUUAAAGUUCCUUUAAAAUCCCGUUGGAAUCUGACGUUCCACACGGCCGUGACACUUUGCUCUGUUAUUUGCACUGCUCUUGGCCUUAUCGAAGAUCAUUGAGUGAAAAAAAGAAGCACUGGUGUCAGGAGUCACGUGUAAUAUCGCUCGCUAGUAGCAUUUCUGGGCUUAACCUUAACUUUCCCAAAGCUAAAUGAUUCUUUUUCGGAUAGCCAUAAAAUUUCGAAGAAUCAACGUCGAUGCUGUCUAGUUCGUUAAAGAAAAGAUCGUGAAUUUUUAUCGAUCGAUCCAGAUUCACUAUCAACAACGAUCGUUCGCGUCGUAUAACAAAAGGGACGACCCACACAAAGUUUCAUGAAUUCCGUUUUCGAACACCGUCCUUCCGAGUUUCGUUCAUAAAUUCGUAAAACAUCGUUCACAAGGUGUCGAAUAUAUUGGAUUGAAUGCUGGUGAAAUUCACACCUGGGUGAAAUGCCUAAAAUAAAAACCAGGCAACCAAACAGUUUGUGGUUAAGGCAACGCGAAUUAGGCAUAAAGUUCCCUCUGGGACAUGCAGAUCGCUUUCACAAAACUCUUUAUUCCUCGAUUCAGCCUGUUGCUUCGUGGGAUCAUGCAUUGUCUACCGAUCCUCACGGAGGAGUUUUUAACCUAGAAUACUCACCCGAUGGUUCCCUACUGUUAGCAGCAUGCGAGAGGAAGACCAUUUUAAUGUUCGAUCCUUUGACAAGGAGAUUGAUCCAGGCGAUAGAAAAUGCUCACAAUGAUUGUGUCAAUUGUGUCAGAUUCUUGGAUCAAAGUAUAUUCGCAACGUGUUCGGACGACAGUACAGUUGCUCUCUGGGAUGCUAGAAAUUUAAAGCAUAGAAUGAGAAAACUUUAUGGACACUCAAAUUGGGUUAAAAAUAUAGAGUACAGUCCUAAAGAGAGUUUAUUACUUACGAGCGGAUUCGACGGUAGCAUAUACACUUGGGACCUUAAUACUUUUACUGAAAAUAGUAUUUUAUCUAAUCGUGUGUUUCAUACGAAUGGACUGAUGCGAACUAGAUUAAACCCGGAUGCUAGCAAGAUGUUAAUGAGUACCACUUCUGGUUACCUCAUCAUUAUACACAAUCUUAAAUUAAGAACAUUAUCUCAAGACUUAGCAGGAUUUAGACCAAAUAUGUACCGAUUGAUGCAAUCGUCCCAGACUACAAUACCAAAUUUGGAGAAUUUCACGCAUCUCUUUUCCCAUUCUCGUAUAUACAAUAGAGUAGAAUUUGUAACAGAUUUCCCUGUUGGCGACAAUGCAGACAUAAUAUCGAGUUUGCAAGUGCAUCCUCAGGGUUGGUGCGCUUUGUCUAGAAACGUUAGCAACGGGGAAGAGUCUGAGUGGACCUGUGUGCACGAUAUACAAGAGCGUGACGUGUCCGGUUCAGAGGACGAGACAAAAGAAGGGGAAGAAAUGACGACCCAGUUCGACGAUGUGAUCGUCCACGGAUUUGAAGAUUUUCAACAACCGCAACCCUCACGAUCAGGUAUAACAUCCCCGUCCUUAAUAGAAAGUUCGAAUCGUGUCAGGGUAGUUCACACCAUGUCUGACGGGAGAUCAAAUUCGCUCGGAUCGUCGGAUAACGGGCAAGCUACCAGGCCAUCGAGAACCGGUUGGCAAUCGACGUUUCGCAGAGCGUCGCUGUCGCAAUCGAGGAACUCCCGUUCGGAUAGAAACGCGACAAGAGCGGGUCUCGGCGCAGUCGAGAUCAGUUCGAGUUCCGGGUCAUCCAACUCUCGAGUGAGCGCGGACAGGGACGAUGCCAGGCAAGAGGACGUCCAUUAUGUCAGCGAGAACGAAAACAUGCUCGACGACAGGUCUCCGAGACCGCACUCUCAUCUCAACUACUUAAGGCAGAGUAAUAGGAUCGAUAACUUCUCCACGGGUAACAUAGAGUUGCACGUGAGCACGACGGACAUCUGGGAAGCGCACGUGGCGAUCAGGGAGGCUAGGCUCAGAAGGGAAAGGGAUUGGCUUUAUAGAUCGAGCAACAAUACAGUGGUCAUUAUCGGUGACAGGACCAGGGUUCAAAAUCAGAACAGACAGGUCCAGCAAACGAUGUACGCAAUCCCAAGGAAUCCUAUGAUUCACCAAAAUACGCCUAGGUUAACGCAUUACAUAGAGGAGCCGAACGUGGGCCCUGGUUACAUAAAAGAAUUGUGUUUCUCCGCCGAUGGUCGAUUGAUAUGUUCGCCGUUCGGGUACGGUGUACGAUUGUUGGCGUUUUCCAGCGACUGUUCGGAAUUGUCAAAUUGUGUACCUCCCUUUAACGAGUCCGUGCAGCUGCACGAGCUGGCGACAAACGUCAGCCACUCGGGAAUCGUGGUCAGUACGAAAUUUUCUCCAAGGCAUUGUUUACUCGUGUCCGGCUGCCUUAGGGGAAAGAUAGUUUGGCACGAGCCAGUAAUUUAG